Glossina fuscipes is the source of this 1484-nucleotide messenger RNA. RefSeq lists its product as uncharacterized. The record is from RefSeq and is a predicted model, not a curated record. The transcript is spliced from 3 exons. NCBI's taxonomy places the organism in Eukaryota, Metazoa, Arthropoda, Insecta, Diptera, Glossinidae. Bases 107 to 1282 code for a protein of 391 amino acids.
CAUUCAGUUGCAUUUGCACUUUUACUAAACAUUAUACACUGAGAAGAAGUAGAAAACGCAAAGAAAUUAAAUCGAUCUCUUCAAAAUCAAUUAAGACGAGAUCAAUAUGAAUGAUAAAUAUAUACGAUACAAUUUACUGUUUGCUAGCGUCAUUCUUCUUAGAACAGUAAUAAUGGGACGAUGCUCACCUCUUGAAAUUGUUUAUUCGGGCGAUAGCUGCGAUUGUCCUAAGCACUAUGGCUAUACGGUGAAUAUACCUCCAUCUCCUUCUGGCUACUACUACACUCACAACAUUUACGAUUAUAAGAUCGACAAUCCCCAAAGAAGAUAUCCUAAGCCAAGCUAUAUUUAUGGCUUCACGAUUGAAGAGCCCUACACCGCGAAGCCCUUAAUUGAAAAAAAGUUUAAUGGCUAUGCUAAAAUAGAUCGCAUUACUGCUAAGCAUCAAGAUUGUAUUGUUGAGUUAAAUUCCAAAGAGAGAACUUGCCUGCAAACUCAGCAUUCACAUCGAUAUCCUAAAGAAGUUACGACUAUAUCGCAGAGGAAUGAAACAACUAAUGCGGCAAAUGAAGCGCUUACAGCUAAAUAUGUGCAGGUGCGCCCAAGCGAUGACGUUCCGUACAUUCGCCGUAAGCGCGAAGUGCUGACAAAAGGGAGAUUUUCGCUUACUAAAGUUAAAACGACACCGAGAACGCUUUUGCCGAGCUUUAAAGGGAAAUUCUUGGAAAAAAAGGCUAAAUUAAUGAAAAUGUUUUCCAAAGCUAGAACUACUGCUAGACCUCGCAGCACUGUUCGUAGUAAGCAAAAUGCUCGGCAAAAGUUGCAGUCUCUUGGGCCGUUAGAAAAUCUAAGAAAUUUCUUACAUCUUCCAAGUAAACGCGAUAUAAAAGGUGAAUACGAUUUGAUUGAAAAAGAACGCGAUCAACAAGAUUUGCAUUUGCCCGAAAUUAUACAAUAUAUGCCCGAAACCUUGAAUCCCAAUUUCAAAAGGGCUCACUGCACAAAUGCAAAGCAGGAACACAAUAAACGAAAUUUAAAUCCCGCUAACGCAAACACUAUGUCAGUGGGAACCUUGAAGGCGCUUCCUACUGCGGUCGCAUUCGAUAGUUUACCAAGACCUUUUGCCACCACUCGCAGACAACAGAGCAUAACAUAUCAGUCACCAGCGCGAAAUUGUUUUAAAGAAAAUGCAUUUUCUACAUAUUCUACGAGAUGUAAUAUUAAGCGAAAACCGAAUCGAAUUUCCAACACACAAUUGGAACGAGCGUAUAUGCUUCUUUAAAGCAAAAUCAUUCUAUAACUAAAAUAUUGUAUUUAAAUGUGACAACGCCCGUAACACCCAUAACCUGACUAAUCAAUCUAUUAGGGUGUUUGUAUAUAACCAAUAAAAAAUUGAUAUAUUUUUAGGCCUUAAGUUUUGCGUUUCAAAUGAAACUUGUCUGCCGGACGCAAAGCCGUGCGCGGCGUACAUUCAAAGCAAUCAA